GCCCCCUGCCCUUUCCUUUUUUUUUUCACCUGAGGAGACGGACGAACGGAACGGAGAAAAAAGGAAAUAAACCCGACAAGAACUCGGCAUCUUCAGAGGUUGCUCCAGCGAGCUGUGUAGCCGUAGAGCUGAACCCUUGAGGAAAUCAGGGAUGCGCCUCAAACGGCAGAAGCUGCCUUUCCCUUCUUCGGGAUGCGCUGGUGGCGCCCACAACAAGGAGAAGGAGAAGGAGAUGGAGAAGGAGAAGGAGAAGGGAUCGUCCGGGCCGCUGCCGGCGGGCGCAGCGGCGGCGGUCGGGUACAUGUCGGUGGAGGACGCCGACGCCCUCGACUGCGGCGCCUGCUACCACCCGCUCAAGCCCCCCAUCUUCCAGUGUAACGAGGGCCAUGUGGUGUGUUCGUCAUGCCGUGACAAGCUUGUGCCAGCGGGCAAGUGCCAUGUAUGUGGCACUGCCACAAGCAACUACCACAGGUGCCAUGCCAUGGAGCGCCUAGUGGACUCCAUCCGCGUCCCAUGUCCGAACGCGGCCUAUGGCUGCAACACCAGGCCAGCCUACUACGACCACCAUGGCCACUGCAAGACGUGUCCAUAUGCACCGUACCACUGCCCGAGCAAGGAAUGUAGCUUUUUUGGUUCCACAGAUGCGCUCCUUGACCACUUGACCGGUGCACAUGGCUGGCCUUCCCCCACCAAUAUCAGUGUGUUUGAGAUGCACAGUAUCUGCCUCUAUGAUGGCUUCAACUUCCUCCUUGCUGACUGCGCUGAGGACGACAAUCAUGGAAACACUACCACCACCAUCAGUAGCAAUAAAUACCUGUUCCUCCUGAAUGUGACAAGGCAGUCGCUCGGCCGUGCCAUCUCCGUGCACCUCAUUGGUCAGGGGUCACCCUCAGAAAUACUAAGAUGUGUGCUCAGCUGCUCACUGGUAGUCUAUGACCGUUGUGAGCGCCAUAAGUUCCUGGCCAGCCAUUCUCUGGAAUCUGAGAUCAAUGUGGAAUGCAUGGACCUCCCCAAUGGGCCUACUGACCCUGCUGACUGCUCCCACUUCGUUGUGCCACAUUCCGUUCUUGGAGACAAGAAUAAGGAGGAUCCUAUCCAGGUCAAUGUCUGCAUCAGCAUCAUCAAUCUGCAGUAGUUACCUGUUGUUGUUGUUGUUGUUGUUGUUGUUGUUGUUGUUGUUGUUGUUGUUGUUGUUGUUGUUAGGCUAGUACAACAUGUCUUGUAUCCAAACUAAGAAUCACAUGCUAGCAUAUCCCAUUCUGUAGACAUCAAUCGUCUGAUUGGGUGGCAGAGUGGUUGCAAAUGCCGGUGACAAUUAUAUUAGCUAGAAUAUGUUUUAUUACCUCCAUGUUUGGCUGAAUUAGUAAAAAAUUGAAAUUGGUUCA
Messenger RNA from Sorghum bicolor (sorghum), 1385 nucleotides. RefSeq names its product putative E3 ubiquitin-protein ligase SINA-like 6. NCBI's taxonomy places the organism in Eukaryota, Viridiplantae, Streptophyta, Magnoliopsida, Poales, Poaceae. Gene Ontology annotation, molecular function: ubiquitin protein ligase activity; zinc ion binding. Gene Ontology annotation, cellular component: cytoplasm. The record is from RefSeq and is a predicted model, not a curated record. The coding region runs from base 152 to 1135 and encodes 327 amino acids. The transcript is spliced from 2 exons.